AUGCCGGUUCGCUCCGCGCGCGCCAGCGGCGACCGGCUUUCGUUUCGCGUUUCGGUACGUGUCGCGCGCGCUCCUCGUUUCACGCUCGCCCGCACGAUGUCCGGGGACACGAAACGCGAGAAGCACUUCCUCUACAACAGCCUGGCGAUCCUGCUGCAGGCCGUGCAGAAGCACCGGACGACGGUGGACCUGCGGAACGAGGCGACGAUCGUCGGCGUCGUCGACCAUGCCGACGCAUACAUGAACGUCGUGAUGCGGGACUGCGUGUUCACGGAUCCACGCGGGGACUCGUUCCGGUUCGACAUGUUCUUCGUGCAAGCAAGGAACAUCCGCUCCGUCCACAUCCCGUUGAACAUACGGAUUAUCCCAGCUAUCAAGGAACAGUUAAAACGACUAGGCCGACCUUCGAGGGAGAAACGAACUUUCAAAACGAAACGUGCCCAACAGAGACACCGGGAAGACCUUGCGAAUAUAGAACGAAUGUUGGAGAAUAAGAACACGGAAACGAUAACCACGGAUAACGAGACUCGUGAAGAUCCAACUGAUUGAUUUUAAAUGAACGCACGUAAUGACAGGAAAUAUUAAGAAUGUCAUUUGCUCAUGGCAUUAUCGUGUACAGCUUAAAAACACUUUAAAUAUUUUAUACUUGAGCUCAGCAUUGCAAUAGUUCACAUUUCAGCAUUUUUAUUGAGAACUCUGUUAAGAGAUACAUAUGCCAUAAAAAGAUUCAACUGCAUUUCAAAAGCGAUUGGAUAAUAAAACACUUAAAUUACACGAUACAAACAAACGUUCUACAGAACAGUAAUAAAUAUCCCUUUAUUCAACGUAACAGAAAGGCCAUUUGUAGCAAGAAACGCUUCAAUAAAAAUAUAAUAAGUUUUAUAUAAGAAGUAUAUAUAUAUAUAAAUAAAGAGAAGACAUUCG
Molecule: messenger RNA, 924 nt
Organism: Vollenhovia emeryi
Lineage: Eukaryota; Metazoa; Arthropoda; Insecta; Hymenoptera; Formicidae
Gene: Lsm10
Product: U7 snRNA-associated Sm-like protein LSm10
Exons: 3
Coding region: 1-549 (182 amino acids)
Biological process (GO): mRNA 3'-end processing by stem-loop binding and cleavage
Cellular component (GO): nuclear body; cytoplasmic U snRNP body
Molecular function (GO): U7 snRNA binding; histone pre-mRNA DCP binding
Source: RefSeq, a predicted model, not a curated record